Messenger RNA from Rotaria sp. Silwood1, 2043 nucleotides. The record is from the annotation of a GenBank genome assembly. Lineage: Eukaryota; Metazoa; Rotifera; Eurotatoria; Philodinida; Philodinidae.
AUGAUUGGGGAUUCAAGUGGACAUAUUUCUUCUGGUGGUUCAUCUAAUACUUCUACAGUUCCACUUAUGAGUUUUGGAGCAUGUUCAACAAGUAAUCCAAGCUAUCAGGCUGCUGUACCGUCUUCAUCCGUUCAUGGUGGUUUCACUUCUGGAGCGUGCUCGAUAAAUAAUCCAAGCUACCAAGCUAUUGUACCGUCUUCUGCAGGAUAUGGUACCUUGUCAAGCAAAGCUUAUAAUUCAUAUAAACCAAGUUUGCAAUCUACUGAUUCGCAUUCAUCGAGCUAUCAUAGUCGAUCUAGUUAUCCUAGUAAUUCGCACAAAUCCAGUUCAAAGUUUGUUUACUCUGCCCAAGUGAAAUCUGAUACACCGUCAUAUAAAACCUCUAAAUGGUUUAAUCAGAGUUCUAAAAACAAACAUUCAUUAACGACAAAAAACUAUGGACAAUCGAAUACGAGUUUGACCUUGAAGAAAUCGCGUUCUCAUUCUGUCACAUCGUACUCAACUCAUUAUCCUAAUCCAAAUUUUAUUCGACUUCUGCCAGUAUCAACACAAUUUCCAGAUCAUAAGUUGUUACCUAAGUCAAUGAAGAAUAUGUCUAUAUCAGAUCAGGUAGUCAAUUUUUAUCCAGUACAUAAAAAAGGUCCAAAUUAUCUCAAAUAUUGUACUGGAUGGUUAUCUGAUGAGGAGAAGCCUCGUAGCAUGAGAGAUUGUAUUUGGCAAUACACAUCAGGUCCAAAUUGGUAUUGCACCGAAGUCAAUAUGGCAUUAGCAUCAGAUUCACCAAAAUUAAAAUCUUAUGGACCAUACAUCAGACAAUUGAAAUAUUCUAUUGGUAUGUCACAAAUGAAAUUCUUGGGUGUCGUAUUUCGAGGUGCAGAUAUGUCACCGAGUGAAAUUCAAGCCUAUGAAACGAAAAAUAUCUUUUUCAUUCCAAGUUUCACAUCAACAUCGAAGUCGAUGCCAUUUAAAGAUAAGAAUACAUUAUUUCACAUUGAUAUUACUCCAGAAUGGUCAAAAUUUUGUAUGGAGAUUCGACCAGAACAUACAAAGUAUCUCGGUGAAGAAGAAAUAUUAUUUUCUUGUUACAAUCUAUAUCAAUAUCAAAGAACAGAGAAGUCUAAUGGACAACGAAUUAUAAAGCUAACUUUAAUGAAUUAUGACAAAUACUUUGACUAUCGAACAAAUACUAUCUUAGAUUAUUAUUCUUGACUAAGAACAUAUCUUGAUCUACAUAUUAUAUGUACUAAUCCUUGCUAACCUAUCUAUAUCAUAUAUGAGAAAAUUUUUAAUGAUUUACACAUAUAAGCCAUAUGAAGGUGUGGGUGUGGAGUGUGGAUGUGGGUGUAGGCAAUUAUUCACACGCGCACACACCCACACUCACCUUUUUUUCUUUCUUAUCUUUGAUAUUUUACUUCAUGUCAAAGCGUUUUUUCUUUUGUUCAUUUUCAGUGAUUAAUUAGAAAUGAACGUUUUACAACUGAACAAAAUUAAAACAUAAUUUAUUUCAUCAAAUAUUCUGUUAACCAUUAAUAAUAUUUAUUCUGUGUAUAAUGGAUAAAAAUGAUGAACAUGGUUUAAGUUUUCAAGAAAACAUAACUUACACAAUUUCAUCAAUGAAGAUUACGUAUAUAGUUUAUUGGAACAUACUAACAUACUUUGGCAGCACUUGUCACGUGAAACUUUAAGAAAAAAAUAAAGACCUAUUUUGAAAGAGUAUAAAUUAUAAAUAAUUUUUGUCAUAAUUUUUCUGAUGAAGACAUCUUUUUACUAGUGCAUUUCAACAUUGAUUAGCAUUUCCAACUAUGGUUGUUUUUAUAAGCUCAUGCACUAUCAUACAAGAAGAAUAGAUUUAUUACCAAUUUUAAUUAAUUUGUUCAGUUGGUUUUCAUAAGGAAGAUGAAAAGUACCUUCGAGUGAUAAAAGAAGUUUUAGUACCAAAUUUAUGAGUAACAUAGAUAAAUCGUUUUUUUUAACUAAAUUUCGAAAAAAGUUAGAAGAAACUAUGCUAUUCAAUAUCAUAAUAAAGAUAUAUUUCUAUCUUUU